AUGCACCCUGAUGAGAGAGCUAAUAGUACUGGCUCUUCUUCAAAAAAUCCUCAUAUAGUACAGAUGAUUCAUGACACUGGUUUAUGUGAUCUAGGGUUUCAUGGUAGUCCAUACACUUGGACUAGUGGAAAAAAUGGUACUGGUAGAAUCAAGUCUAGAUCAGCUGCUUUCAGAUUGGAUAAAGAAUUAAACACAACUAGGAGAGACUUGUCUAAAUGGAACAAAGAACAUUUUGGUAAUAUACAUGAUAUUGUUAAACGCCUACAAGAUGAACUAACCUCUUUGAAGCAGUUACCAACAAGUGCAGACACUACUUCUCAAAUUAGAAAAGUAGAAAAUGACAUUAAUGAAUGGUAUGCAAGAGAAGAGGAGUUUUAUAGGCAGCAGUCAAGAGAUCUUAUGUUUCAUGAGAUUGACCAGAACACCAAAUACUUCCAUCAGCAAACAAACAGGAGGAAAUUGAGGAAUCGUAUUGAGUCGUUACUUAAACCAAAUGGCAGUUGGUGCUCAGGCAUGGAUAAUCUAGAAUAA
Papaver somniferum (opium poppy) is the source of this 531-nucleotide messenger RNA. RefSeq lists its product as uncharacterized. The record is from RefSeq and is a predicted model, not a curated record. Bases 1 to 531 code for a protein of 176 amino acids. Lineage: Eukaryota; Viridiplantae; Streptophyta; Magnoliopsida; Ranunculales; Papaveraceae. The transcript has 2 exons.